UUCGUUUGUUAUCGUUAUCGGCACGGUCGUCUAUUGAAAGAAAUUGCUAAUUUUUAUUAACAAAAUAAAAUACGAUGCAUGGCCGUGUGAAAGUGCGCACCACGGAGGAGGAGCGGGAGCGCAAGAAGAAGGAACACGCGCUGAAGGUGCGGGCCUACCGGGCGGCCAUGGGACGGAUACUCAAGAAACGCGAUGCAGGAGAACUGGAUGACGAAAUGCUCGGCCUGACGGUGCAAAUCCUGCAACGCAAUCCGGACGUGAGCACGCUGUGGAACAUUCGUCGGGAGUGUGUGCUGGCGAAGACCAAGCAGCUGUCAGAUGCAGGGGCAGAGUCCAACAAGUCCGACGAGGUGCAGGUGGAAGCGGAAGCAGAAGCAGUGGCAGAGGUGGUGGAGAAGCCUGUGGAACGGGAAGAUAAGCUGCAAGCAGUGUACGACCAGGAACUGACCCUCACCGAACAGUGUCUGAUGGUCAAUCCGAAGUCAUACAAUGCCUGGCACCAUCGCUGCUGGACCCUGGAGCAGAAUCCGCAGGCAGACUGGCAGCGAGAGGUGCAGCUCUGCAACAAGUAUCUGAAGUACGAUGAGCGAAACUUCCACACCUGGGACUACCGGCGCUAUGUGAGCGCCAAGGCGGCCGUGCCUGCCGAGCAGGAGCUGGACUUUUGCACCGAGAAGAUCAAGGUUAACUUUUCCAACUAUUCCAGCUGGCAUCACCGCAGCCUCCUGCUGCCGAAGCUCUACCCCAAUGAGCAGCGCGACCGGCCCAUGAGCGAGGAGAAGCUGCAGCAGGAGCUGGAGAUGGUGCUCACCGCCGCCUUCACCGAUCCCAACGACAGCAGCGCCUGGUUCUAUCAGCGCUGGCUGCUGGGCGGCGGUGUCCAAGUGGAUCAGGCCCCCAAGGUGGUUGCCUUCCGCGUGGGAGCGACUGGUGCAGUCGUAGCAUUUAACAAACCCUGCCCAGACUUUGAACAGUUCAGGGUUGAGCUUGCCAGCAACGAGCACACAUGGCAGUUGCAGUCCUGGCAGCCUGCGGACAGCAGCAGAACCACCUGGAAAACCCAGACAUCGAUCGACUACCACAAGGAAAGGUCCUACUCGCUGAAGCUGUCAGAGCAGGAGAUCAAACUCUUGCCUCUGGCCACUGGCGAUGGUGCCUUCUACUUUGUGCCCCCCAAUGCUGCCUCCAGCUGCAGCAAGGAGCUGUUCGAGGAACUCCAGACGCAGCUGCAGUCCUGCUUCGAUCUCCUGGAGUACGAGCCCGAUAGCAAGUGGACCCUCCUGACCAGUGCCCUCCUAAUGCGAGCCAUCGAUGUUACUGCCAAUCACGAAAGAAGCCUGGACCACUUGGUGCAGCUGGAGAAGUUUGAUGGCCUGCGGGCGGGCUACUACAAGGAUUUGGCUGCAUGCUGGACCCUGGAAUUAGAGCUGGCCAAGUGGGUCACAUCUGCAACGUUUCCCAAACGCUUUGAGCUAGCAGCGGAGUCAGCAUUGACUGCGUUGCCUUAUGGCCAAUAUCUGGCAAUUGCUGACGAACUGGAGCUGCCCGCAGCACUCAAGGAGGAACUAGGCGAUCGAUUGCCCCAAACGUUUGCAGAGUUGAAAUUGUAGGAGCAAUCGAUUAAGGUGCUCUCCCAACAACUAAGAUAUAAAAUAAAUAGCUGACCAAUAUCAUUUUCCAUUACUCAGUUAAGUUUUCCGUAUGGUGAUAUUGUCCCACAUUAUACUAAAGAUAUAAACACAUUCAAUUUAGUAAUUCUAACUAUUUAUAAAUAGUUAUACAUACAAUACAUAUAAUAUUUAUGUGAAUAAAGCGAUCUUUGUAUAUA
Molecule: messenger RNA, 1828 nt
Organism: Drosophila obscura
Lineage: Eukaryota; Metazoa; Arthropoda; Insecta; Diptera; Drosophilidae
Gene: RabGGTa
Product: geranylgeranyl transferase type-2 subunit alpha
Exons: 1
Coding region: 75-1610 (511 amino acids)
Biological process (GO): protein geranylgeranylation
Cellular component (GO): cytoplasm; Rab-protein geranylgeranyltransferase complex
Molecular function (GO): Rab geranylgeranyltransferase activity
Source: RefSeq, a predicted model, not a curated record